AUGGGGAUUUUUUCUUCAGAUCCAGAACGCAGCACUUCAGAGAUACUCAACACUCAAGAAUCCAAACCGAGCAAUGUGAUUGGCUCAUCAGUUCUUGACCGUGAUUCUGCUGCUGUUGAGACUCCUACCUCAGCAUCAUCUCUUCUUCACAGUUCGUCACCAGUCAGAUUCGGAACAUUAACUCCUCCGGCUCCUUCUGCCACCACAACAUCCGCAUUUGGGUCAACAAAAGCUCCUACCUUUGGCUCUUGUGGAUUCGCUGCUCCCACAACAUCUACAUAUUGGUCAAUUCAAGCUUCUGCUUUUGAUUCUAAUGCGUUUUCUGCUCCCACGCCAUCUAUAUUCGCGUCAACAGAACCUCCUGCUUUUGGUUCUAGUCCCUUUGCUGCUCCCACAACAUCUCCAUUCGGGUCAGCAAAAGCUUCUCCUUUUGGUUCUGGUCCAUUUGAUGCUCCCACACCAUCUCCAUUCGGCUCAACUACAUUUGUGUCAGCAAAAGCUUCUCCUUUUGGAUCUAAUCCAUUUGCUGCUCCUAUUUCUGGUGCCACUCCCACAUCCUCAACUUCAUAUACAUUUCACGGUUCUUCACUUUUCGGAUCCGUUCCUGCUGUUACAUCGGUUACUUCUGCACCAACGCAACCUCUUGCCCCAACCUCUUUCGGUCAUAGUGCAUUUUCUGUCCCCAAAGGAUCUAGGUUCGAGUCAAGGCCAGCUCCUGUCCAAACUAGUGCAUCAUUUAGCUUCGGGCCAGCGCAAUAUUGUGGCAAGAAUGCUUCUGGUAAUGGAUGGAGUAGUCAACACGGCACUGAACAAAGUAGUAAGCAUCCUCCUCGUUAUGCGCCUACACUUGAUGGAGAAGGAGGCAUAUAUGUCUCUGUUUCUGCCACCAACUCUCAUCCACAUAAGAGCCAUGAAGAGUUAAGGUGGGAAGAUUACAAGAGAGGAAACAAAGGUGUCUCUUCACCAGCAUCAUUCAGCUUCGGGCCAGCGCAAGAUUGUGGCAAGACUGCUUCUGGUUCCAAAGUUUUUGCAUCUAAUGGAUGGAGUAGUCGUCACGGCACUGAUGGAGAAGAGAUAUAUGUCUCUGUUUCUGCCACCAACGCUUAUCCACAUAAGAGCCAUGAAGAAUUAAGGUGGGAAGAUUACCAGAAAGGAAACAAAGGUUCAGGUGUUUCUUCACCAGCAUUUGGAUGCACAGCGUGUGGAGCCAUGAGUAGCUCCUCUGUUUCUGCUUACUUAACCUUUAAUGGUGCCAUGAUUCCUCCAUCAGCUGCUACAUCUCUUUCAGGGUUCUUCUUUUCUACCUCUGGUUCUUGCCCUAUGAUGUUUGGUACGACAAAUCUUGCUGCUCAAGGUACAACAACAACAACUUCAGCACCACUUCAAGCCUAUCCUGUUCAUGGUUUCGUUUUUCUCCCAGCCUCUGCCAUGAAUACGCUGCAGUGA
Microthlaspi erraticum is the source of this 1446-nucleotide messenger RNA. Lineage: Eukaryota; Viridiplantae; Streptophyta; Magnoliopsida; Brassicales; Brassicaceae. The record is from the annotation of a GenBank genome assembly.